Molecule: messenger RNA, 1956 nt
Organism: Durio zibethinus
Lineage: Eukaryota; Viridiplantae; Streptophyta; Magnoliopsida; Malvales; Malvaceae
Source: RefSeq, a predicted model, not a curated record
AUGACCAUAAGUGAUGACAUUGAAAGAGUGGCUUCCAGUUCUCUCAUUCGGUGCAAAUUUGGAUCAAUGAAGGUUGCAGCAAAGGUGCGCACUCUUGAAAUAACAUUCAAGAAAUUUAGCUUCAGAGGAAUUGAUUUGGAUGCUCACCUUGAUAUGUCCAGCGAUGAGCUAGUCAAGUUGUUCCCUACUCAUGUCCACAGAAGGUUCCAGAGGGGUCUCAAGCGAAAGCCCAUGGCUUUGAUUAAGAAACUCCGCAAGAUUUGCUUGGCGAUCGGUGGGGUUAUGGGUUCUGUUACAAUUACUUUGCUUAUGUUGCAAUGUCUAAUAACUUCUAAACUUGGCUUUUCCGCCAGAAACCACAACGUCACAUGCAUUCAGAGCGAGAGACAAGCUCUUUUGAGGAUUAAGCAAGAUCUCGAAGAUCCUUCAAACCGGCUAGCUGCUUGGACCCAUGAUGGAGAUUGUUGCAAAUGGGAUGGAAUUGUCUGUAACAAUGAAACUGGCCAUGUUAUCAAGCUCCAUCUUGGGAGUUCUCAGGGUGUGUUUGCAUCAAAUGCUGAAGCUGAAGCAUAUGUAAGAUCGAAGUUGGGUGGCAAGUUGAAUCCUUCUCUGCUAGAUUUGAAGUAUUUAAGUUACUUGGACCUAAGCGACAAUGGUUUCCGAGAAACUCCAAUCCCAACUUGGUUUUGGAACUUGUCUUCCAAUCUGUCAUACCUGAAUAUCUCUCGAAACCAAUUCCAAGGUAACAUUCCUGAUUUACUGGCAAUGAUUCAUCCUCCUGUCGUGAUUGAUCUCAGCUCAAAUAAUUUCAGUGGCCCACUCCCUCGUCUUUCAUCUAAUGUGACUGCUGUAGAUCUUUCUAACAAUUCCAUGUCAGGAUCUACCUCUCAUUUCUUGUGCUACAAAGUGAAUGAGCCAAUGAAAUUGGAAGUUCUCAAUCUCGGCAAUAAUCUUUUAUCAGGAGAAAUACCUGACUGUUGGAAGAUGUUUCCAAGGUUGGUGGCCAUAAAAUUAUGUGACAACAAUUUCAGUGGUAGGAUUCCAAGUUCCAUGGGAACCUUAACUUCUCUUCAAUCAUUACACAUACGCAACAACAGUCUAGUUGGUGAAGUACCCUCUCUAAAAAAUUGCGGUGAAUUGCUUACCGUUGACUUUGGUGCUAAUCAACUUUCCGGAGACAUACCACCAUGGAUGGGAGAAAGGUUAUCAAAAUUAAUCAUCUUCAGCCUUCACACAAACAAGUUUAAUGGUACCAUACCUAAACAACUUUGUAACCUAUCAUCUCUUCAGAUCCUGGACCUUUCCCACAACAAAUUAUCAGGUGAUAUUCCGAGCUGUAUCAACAAUCUCAAUGCCAUGGCCUCGAGAAAUAAAUCCGAUAACAAGAUAUUUUACAAAACGUCCAAGGGAAGCUUUUUUGAGGAUAUAUUACUUGUGAUGAAAGGAAGGGUGGUGGAUUAUAGCACUACCCUUAAACUAGUUAAAACAAUGGACCUUUCAGAUAACAAUUUAUCAGGUGAGAUCCCCGAGGAGGUGACAAGUCUUGUAGGCCUGCAAUCAUUGAAUUUCUCACAUAAUCUUUUGCUAGGAACCAUUCCUGCCAACAUUGGUGCAAUGGGAUCAUUAGAAUCUGUUGAUUUAUCAACAAACAACAUUUCUGGUGAAAUCCCUCCAAGUAUCUCUUACCUCACCUUCUUGAGUCACCUGAACUUGUCCUAUAACAAAAUUACUGGGAAAAUCCCGACGAGUACUCAGUUACAAAGCUUAAGUGUAUCCAGCUUUCUUGGCACUGAGCUCCAUGGACCACCCCUAACUGAUAGCUCCAAUGCUGUGAAGUUCAGCCCCAGCGCAGGAAAAAACCUGGAUGAUCGACAUGAAGUGAACUGGUCUUUUCUAAGCGUGGAAUUGGGAUUUUGCUUAGGAUUCUUUGGUGUAUUGGUCCCUGUUCUGUACUAA